Messenger RNA from Prunus armeniaca (apricot), 390 nucleotides. The record is from the annotation of a GenBank genome assembly. NCBI's taxonomy places the organism in Eukaryota, Viridiplantae, Streptophyta, Magnoliopsida, Rosales, Rosaceae.
AUGGCGAAAUCACAAGGCAUCACAGUUUCUCCUCCUGCGCAGCAGCAAGGAAGCAAAAAUGUUCAGACUGGACGUCCCCAGAAUAUACUCACCUUAAGCUUGACUAAAGGAAAUACAACAUAUGAUGAAUUUAAACAUGGAUUCCCAUCUGAUGGCUUAUCCACUGCAUCCAAUAAAUGGUGGGGAAGCAAUAGCCCUGAUGGUUAUGAGAGCAUCCAUGGAGAAGGAGCUGAGACUGAUGAAGACAAGAAACAUCAGUCGGAAAAAAUUGGCAGUCUGGAAGAAGGGCAAAAAGCACUUAAGCUUGGUGUUUUACGGGGUUAUGGUGAAGCUAGGCAGAAGGGAGAGGGCAUUGCUUCUCCGAAUAUUCUCUCUUCAAUCGUAGUUUGA